CAGAGGGGAGGGACGGGGCUCCCGGGGCCCCGGUGCGGGCAGCGGCGAGGGGGCCGAAGCCCCGCAGGGCACGGACGGAAGAAAUGGACGAUGAGAGCUGAUACCCCAGAUGCUGCUGCUGCCGCCUCGGCCACCCCACCCUCGGUCCUCCUCCCCAGAGGCCAUGGACCCGCCGCCCCCCAAGACUCCCCCUUUCCCCAAGACGGAAGGCCCUUCCUCCACUCCAUCCUCCGCGGCAGGGCCUCGACCCCCGCGGCUGGGCCGCCACCUGCUCAUCGACGCCAACGGGGUCCCCUACACGUACACGGUGCAGUUGGAGGAGGAGCCUCGGGGCCCGCCCCAGCGCGAGGCCGCGCCGGGAGAAGCGGGGCCGCGCAAGGGCUACAGCUGCCCGGAGUGCGCUCGUGUCUUUGCCAGCCCCCUGCGGCUGCAGAGCCACCGCGUGUCGCACUCGGACCUCAAGCCCUUCACGUGCGGCGCCUGCGGCAAGGCCUUCAAGCGCUCCAGCCACCUGUCGCGGCACCGCGCCACGCACCGCGCCCGUGCGGGCCCGCCGCACACCUGCCCGCUCUGCCCACGCCGCUUCCAGGACGCCGCGGAGCUGGCGCAGCACGUCCGCCUCCACUGAGUUCCCGACCGGCGGGGCCUCGCGAGCCACACACCCGCGCUGCCACACGCGCGCCCUGCCUUACCCAGGGCCCGUCUACUCGUCCGCUCAGAGGGAGAGACCCCCUUCCUUCCUUACCUUCCUGUCUCGCUGUGUGAUGCCGGCCCCGUCGCUGCCCCUCCCUGGGCCGGGGAACCAGUCUCGGAACUGGGUCCCGGUCGGGCCCGGCCGCGCGAGCCCUCGCUGGCGCACAGCGUCUCGGAGCCCGGCUUUUCUGCUCCCGAGGGCUCAGCCGUCGUGUGCGCGGAAGAGCUGACCCAAGAGCACGGCACGAUUUUACGAGCACUGGCUCGUUCCUGUAUCUCCCCCGUUCCACCCGCAACCCUCGCCCCUUACUCAAUAAACAUUCCAUACUCCGCCAA
Neogale vison (American mink) is the source of this 1029-nucleotide messenger RNA. It is a transcript of the gene ZNF580, whose product is annotated as zinc finger protein 580. The record is from RefSeq and is a predicted model, not a curated record. The transcript is spliced from 3 exons. Gene Ontology annotation, biological process: regulation of transcription by RNA polymerase II. Gene Ontology annotation, cellular component: nucleus. Lineage: Eukaryota; Metazoa; Chordata; Mammalia; Carnivora; Mustelidae. Bases 110 to 628 code for a protein of 172 amino acids. Gene Ontology annotation, molecular function: RNA polymerase II cis-regulatory region sequence-specific DNA binding; DNA-binding transcription activator activity, RNA polymerase II-specific.